Molecule: messenger RNA, 1356 nt
Organism: Lacerta agilis (Sand lizard)
Lineage: Eukaryota; Metazoa; Chordata; Lepidosauria; Squamata; Lacertidae
Product: talin-2-like
Exons: 9
Coding region: 85-1356 (423 amino acids)
Biological process (GO): cell-cell adhesion
Cellular component (GO): plasma membrane; focal adhesion
Molecular function (GO): actin filament binding; integrin binding
Source: RefSeq, a predicted model, not a curated record
UUUCCUUUCCUCCCUUAGGUGACACAGGUAGCCAGCUACUUUGAACCGCUGGUUCUUGCAGCUGUCGGUGUGGUAUCCAAGUUGAUGAGCCACCAGCAACAGAUGACCUUAUUGGACCAGACCAAGACUCUGGCGGAAUCUGCCCUGCAGAUGCUCUACGCAGCCAAAGAAGGAGGAGGAAACCCCAAGGCUUCACACACUCACGAUGCCAUCACAGAAGCUGCCCAGCUGAUGAAGGAAGCAGUGGAUGAUAUCAUGGUUACCUUGAAUGAAGCUGCCAGCGAAGUAGGGAUGGUGGGCAACAUGGUGGACUCCAUAGCUGAAGCCAUGAGCAAGCUGGACGAGGGCACACCACCAGAACCCAAUGGAACUUAUGUUGACUAUCAGACCACCGUAGUCAAAUACUCCAAAGCCAUUGCAGUGACAGCCCAAGAAAUGAUGACGAAGGCGGUUACUAAUCCAGAGGAGCUGGGAGGACUCGCUUCGCAAAUGACCACAGACUACGGUCACUUGGCGUUCCAGGGACGGAUGGCAGCCGCUACAGCAGAACCGGAGGAGAUAGGCUUCCAGAUCAGAACGCGGGUUCAGGAACUUGGCCACAGCUGCAUCUUCCUGGUCCAGAAGGCUGGUGCUCUACAGAUAUGUCCCACAGAUAGCUACACCAAGAGGGAGCUGAUAGAGUGUGCUCGGGCGGUCAGCGAGAAGGUGUCCUUAGUUCUGUCUGCCCUGCAGGCAGGCAACAAAGGGACCCAGGCGUGCAUCACCGCUGCCAGCGCCGUCUCAGGCAUCAUCGCUGACCUGGACACCACCAUCAUGUUUGCCACGGCUGGAACGCUGAAUGCUGAGAACAACGAAUCAUUUGCAGACCACAGGGAAAAUAUUCUGAAGACAGCAAAAGCUUUGGUUGAAGACACAAAGCUGUUGGUAUCUGGGGCUGCCUCAAGCCAGGAGAAGCUUGCUCAAGCAGCACAGUCAUCCGCAAGCACCAUCACUCAACUGGCUGAGGUUGUGAAACUGGGAGCAGCCAGUCUGGGAUCAGGUGACCCAGAAACACAGGUUGUGCUGAUCAAUGCUAUUAAGGAUGUGGCAAAGGCCUUGUCUGACCUCAUAGGCGCAACCAAAGGAGCCGCCAGCAAGCCUGCAGAUGACCCAUCCAUGUACCAGCUCAAGGGAGCAGCAAAGGUAAUGGUAACAAACGUCACAUCACUACUGAAGACUGUGAAAGCCGUAGAAGAUGAAGCUACGCGAGGGACAAGAGCGCUUGAGGCUACAAUUGAGUACAUCAAGCAAGAACUCACGGUAAAGGCUUUGUAUAACGAUGCUUGCGAAAUCUCUAGAAGUAGCAAGCCACUCUAG